This is a messenger RNA of Xyrichtys novacula (pearly razorfish), 5861 nucleotides long. The record is from the annotation of a GenBank genome assembly. NCBI's taxonomy places the organism in Eukaryota, Metazoa, Chordata, Actinopteri, Labriformes, Labridae.
ACCACAUUUCUGUGUCAAUCAAAUGGGGGUGGGGGGUGGGUGUGUCAUGGUGUGUGGAAGAAAUCUUAAGUUGUGCAGACUACAGGUCAAGUACAGUAAACGUUACUAUUUGGGACAGUGGGUAAAGGGUAAAUGAUACGUUUGUCUACAUGAGACUUAGCUAAGACAGCUUGUCCUGGGAGGAAAAUGGAGAAAACUGAGACCAGUGGGUGGCAGUAUUACAUCAACUUCGAUGGUGUCGUCUCGUCUGUGAACCCCCGAAGAAGAAACAGCAGCAGACUGCUGGUUAGCUGCCUGGCCGGGUGGCUAUCAGUGCUAACAACUGUACUAUAACACGUGUCUGACUUUAUUCUUUUUUUUUUGACAGUGUAGCUGUAGCCAACUUAUUCUGCCACAAUGGGGAUAUUAGAGAAAAUCGCGGAAAUAGAGAAAGAAAUAGCUCGGACACAGAAAAACAAAGGUAAGAAAGGGAGAGUCUCGUGGCUAAGUGUUAGCUACCACUUAAACUUCUAGCCAGCUGUGUGUACGUGUGACACCCGUCAGUGUUGUGUUACUCUCAUCUCUCUGUAACUCGAGAGAAAACAGGCUUAGUGAGACUUGUGCUCUAUGUCAAUUACAGCCACAAUUUAAAGAACAUUUAUUUCAACUUAUUUGUUUCUAUUUUGUUUCUUCAGUGUUUAAUUUUGAAGUGCAAAGUAACUCCCAAAUGGUGCAGGUGCUGGUGUCACACUGAAAAUCAACCCCCGUUCAGUCCUUACCUUCAUUAUCUUUUAGUCAGACUUCCACUUUUGUUUUUCGUAAACCUUUAAACCUUCAGUAUGGAGUAUUUCUGUUGUCAUAUUUGUGAUUCAUUCAUUCCUCCAGCCACUGAGUACCAUCUGGGUUUGCUGAAAGCAAAGCUCGCCAAGUACAGAGCUCAGCUCCUGGAACCCUCCAAGUCAGCUGGGGCCAAAGGAGAAGGCUUCGAUGUCAUGAAAUCAGGAGAUGCUCGUGUUGCUCUCAUCGGUUUCCCCUCUGUGGGUAAGGUAAGUCAACAACAGACACUGGGUUUUGGUCUUGAGAUCUUUAAACAGACCUAUAAUGCUCAAAGGAAUACACUCAUCAUCCACAACAUAAGAUACUGGAACACCCUGAAGUCUAAAUCACUCCAGUCACAAACAAAGCAGUAAAUAUCUGUUGUUAUAAUAAUCAAUGUUUCAACAAAAACAGUAAAUAAAUAUUUAAACAAAUGACUUUUAAUGAUAUAGAACAAAUGAGUGUGACCCAGUAUUUUCAUCAUAAUUUAAGGACAAGUAUAAAUCAAAUCAUCAAAUCAAAUUUUAUUUAUAUAGCGCCAAUUCACAACAGUCGUCAUCCCAAGACGCUUUCCAAAGAAAAAGAGCAGGUAUAGACCACACUCAUUGUUUGAUGAAUUAUCAAGACCAAACCUUAAGAUGUGACAGAUUUGACCCAUGUCAUGUAACAUGAGUGACAGUGGCAAGUAGGAGAGAGGGCAGGGGGAGAGAAAGAGAACGAGGGAGAAGGAAGGAGAGAGAGAAUAACAAAGUUUAUUAGAGGACAUAGAGGGUCUGACAUCCUCAGGCAGAGAUUUCCAGAGCUGUGGUGGGGUAUGAACAGCCAAUGCUUGGUCACCUCUUGAUUCCAGUCAGGAUUUAGGAACCAUGAGAAGGGCCCUGCUGGAGGACCUCAGGCUCGUUGUGAGUUUGCAGCAAAGACACAGACUGGAGUCAUUGAAGGCUAUGAAAACACGCAGCAAAAUCUUAGAAUCAAUUCUAAAAAUCACAGGUGAAGCUCCUGUGAAGAGAUUUUAGCUGGUUAUGAAACAGCCUGACUAAGUUUUUUAGGACUAAGAAAUGUUGCUACCUGGUGCAUAUUGUAGUGUUGUCCUUAUUACACUAAUACAUGCUGCAAAAUGACAAAUCUGCAGACAGUAGUUCUUCUGCCUUAACGUCUCGGUCUGAUUGUAUUUCCAUGAAGAAACUCGGUGUUACGGUGUGUUUGACCCUAAAUUAAUUUUACGCCGAAAUAUCCCUUUAAGUGUUACGACUGAAUGGAAACACUGGUUAUUUACCAAAGUCAUUCAUACAUCGAACAGAUACAAAUUACAGACAUGACUUUCUAUCCACACUAAAAAAUACUGCAGUCCACAGGAAAAGAGAUGAAACAUAAUGAAAUGACUGAACCUGUCCUGAUCUGACUUCGUCCUCUGUUUUCCCUCACAGUCCACCUUCCUUAGUUUGAUGACAUCAACAGCCAGCGAAGCUGCUUCCUAUGAGUUCACCACCCUCACCUGCAUACCUGGUGUCAUAGAGGUAGACACACAAUCACAACAGUGCACUCAUGAAUGCAUGUACUUGUGGAUAUUGAGCAACAGUGUGUCACUUAUACUGUCAUUUGCUGCUCUUUAGUACAACGGGGCCAACAUCCAGCUCUUAGAUCUGCCGGGAAUCAUUGAGGGUGCUGCUCAAGGUAAGUGAGGUGUCAUGGUUUUGUUGAUUCAUGUAGACUGGAGUUGGUAGCAUAUCUCGUUUAGGAUUGAGGCAUUAUGGCGUAACUAUUAUUACUUCCUUUUAAACUCUCUCUCCCUCCCUUUGAUCCAUCUUAGGUAAGGGCAGGGGUCGUCAGGUCAUUGCGGUUGCCAGGACAGCAGACGUCGUCAUCAUGAUGUUGGAUGCUACUAAAGGAGAUGUUCAGAGGUUUGUUACAUAACCGUGUUUUUAGGAGUAUUUAGGAGUAUUUAAAUACACUAACUCAUGCCUUUACUUCCUUAUUUUAGAGAGCUUCUAGAAAAGGAGUUGGAAUCAGUCGGCAUCAGGCUCAACCGGAGAAAACCAAACAUUUAUUUCAAGGUAGGUUUUCUGUUUCAUUCUGAGUGGACCUUGAAUACCUGCGGCUAAUUUCAAAGAGAUGUAGUGCUUAGUUUUUGAAAUGACUAGCAGGAAGAAAAUUUAAUCUAAUGGUGGCAAUAAAUGACCUUCGUAUAUCUACCACUUUUGGAGUCUGUUUAACCUUAAACAGUUUGUCAGCUCCAGCAUGACCGCUUUGGUUGUUAUACUUCAUUUGUGAACAUAUGUACCUUCUCUCUCUCUGUAGCCAAAGAAAGGUGGCGGCCUCUCUUACAACUCCACAGUCCCUCUCACCCAGUGCUCAGAGAAACUCGUCCAGCUCAUUCUCCAUGAAUACAGUAUCCUUCACUAUUUAAAGGCACUGUCAGGAGUUUUUAAAUGGUUGAGAAACACAUAAGUUAAUUCAUGAAAGUCUGGUAAAUAUUUGAAUUAUUUAAUGUAUCAUAAUGAAGAUUUUUUUUCCUUUUAGUCCAUCGAUCAUUUAAUUUGACAUUUUUGAAUAUUUUGCAGCAGUAUUUUGUCGGCUUCUUUGACUCGCUCUCCUCAGAAAUCUUUAAUGCAGAGGUGCUCUUCAGGGAGGACAGCACGCCAGACGAGUUCAUCGAUGUCAUCGUUGGAAACAGAGUCUACAUGCCUUGUUUAUAUGUAAGUUUGGAUUAUUAUCAUUAUCCAACACAUCUGCAAAAAACUCAGGGGAAUCACUGUCUUUUGAGAUAGAAUGCUUUCGCCAACCUUUGUAAUUUUUUUUUUUUUGUAAAUUUGUUUGAGGUUAAUUCGUCUUUCUGUGGUGUUUACAGGUGUACAAUAAGGUAGAUCAGAUCUCCAUCGAGGAGGUGGACCGCCUGGCUCACAGACCGAACAGUGUCGUCAUCAGGUGAGAUGUUUGAGGGCUCAUGCGUGUGAAAACUUGUCUCUCAGUUGUUGCUGAAAAUAGCAGCUUCCUCAUUAUUCCGUCUCUGUGUUCAUUCCAGUUGUGGCAUGAAGCUGAACCUGGAUUACCUCCUGGAGACGUUGUGGGAAUACCUGGCUUUGAUUUGCAUUUAUACAAAGAAAAGAGGAGGUACGUGCGCACUUCCCAUGAGUCCUUUGACCUCACAUGAAUACAAAAAUGUUACAUCAAAGUUUAGCUGUUGUUUUUUUUCUUCUCCAGAACGACCGGACUUUAACGAUGCUAUCAUUAUGAGAAGAGGAGCAUCUGUAGAACAUGUGGUAAAGAAGCACUCAUUAAUUCACACAGUGUAGAAAACAACACUAGAGUAAUGAGACCCACAGAGUGUGUAAGUCUGCAAAUCACAUUUGUUUUUCUUCCUACAGUGCCAUCGAAUCCACAGAACCUUAGCCAGCCAGUUCAAAUACGCCCUUGUCUGGGUGAGUACGAUGAAUGAAUUGAGCUGAUCUUACUCUUUUUUGUUAACGCUCUUAAGAGGAUCUUUUCGUCAGAUAUGACUGAAAUUCAUCAUGAUGCCUUUUUUAACCUACUAAAGCCAACAAGACCAUUUGCAAAAAGUAUUCCUUUAUAGCUAUUUUUACUGCUGCAGGGUAGGCCUUAUGUUGCAUUCACCCAAAACAUGAAUUUUAAUCAUUUACUGGCUUAAUUUACGGGUAUCUAGACUUAACUGUUGUGUGUUUAGUACCAUUUAAGGAGAAAUUCCAGGUGAGAUCAUGUGAGAACCAAGCAGCAAAUGUUCUAGUUCAGUGGUUCUCUAGUCCAGUCCUCGAGGCCCACUGUCCUGCAUGUUUUGGAUGUUUCCCUGCUCCAGCACACCUGAUUCAAAUGACCAGCUCGUUAUUAAGCCAUUACAGAGCUUGAUAACGAGCUGAUCAUUUGAAUCAGGUGUGUUGGAGCAGAGAAACAUCCAAAACAUGCAGGACAGGGGGCCUCGAGGACUGAACUUGAGAACCACUGCUCUAGUGGAUUAUCUGGAGGAAGGGGUGCUAAUGUUUUCUGUUUCUACUUAAUUUUCCUAUUGAUAAAAAAAAGUGUGCCAUAGCUUGAAUUGUUAGCGUGUUAACAAAAUUUUGAACCUGAAAUAGCAGGAUAUAUGCACUAGCCUCUCACAGUAUAGUAUAUUUGUUUCACUCAUUUGUCAACGCUUCACUUGAAACAACAAGGAAAUACAUAAAAGGUCUGAAGCUUUGUUGUCUCUUUGUCUUCCAGGGAACCAGUACCAAGUACAGUCCUCAGCGAGUGGGUCUUACGCAUAUCAUGGAGCACGAAGAUGUCAUUCAGAUCGUAAAGAAGUAAAGCAAGUUUCUGACAGGACACAGAAAAAAAAAAACACAGCAGGGGCUGGCUCAGCAAAAAUGGAAUCAAAUCGACUGAACAGGAAUUAUACAACAAUGGAAAAGAGCAGCUGAUCUUUUUGUAUAUCAAAAUCAAAACACAUUAAAGACUAUAUCUGAGCUGGUUGUGGACAGGAAAUGUGUAUUUUAUCUUUAAAGAUUGAUUCUGAGAGUUAUGGGAGAGAAAAAAGUCUGAAUAAAGUCAGAUAAAUACACUUGUUUUGUUUCUGACAUUUUUAGGCUUGACUAAAUUUACUUUGACUGCAUGCCAGCUGGAUUAGACCGAGUCUAGUGAAAAUAAUUGACCAUAAACCCUGGACUUCUGUAUCUGCUAAGCUGCUGUUUUCUGAAAGUGAUAAAGCCAAGAUAUUGAGAAUAUUAGCUUAAAAUGUCAGAAUACUCAUGAUUAUGUUUAAGUGAAAUAAUAUAAAAACCCAUUAAAACUGAACUCAUUAUUAUAAACUGUUAUUCUCAUAGAGCCUUAUAGGUGUUCACUCACUACAAAAAUCAAAAUGUGAGCCUUUACACACCGUAAACAGUGCCCCAAAAAAGAGGGCAGGAACCUAGCUCAGUGGAAAAGCUCAGCUCUGGGUCUUAAAAUCAAUCAUUACAUUUGUAGGAUCCAAACCAGUGCUGGUACUGAGUCCGGGUUUUGAAUAAUCUAAAGUUGUCUAGACCAGGCUGUUAAAAUGCCAUAAACGACCACAGAGUAAACAAAUCUGGACAAGCGAA